AUGCAGAUGGAGACCCGACUCCUUCCCAUUCGCGCCCUGUACACGAUCAACGGCACCCCCCAGUACAUCCUCGCCAGAUCUCUCUCAAAAACAUUCGUCGAAAUCAUCCCUUCCCAUCUCCUCUCUUCCGCCCCUUCCCUCAACGUCGUGUAUGGCAAGACCGCUCUUCGUCCCUGCCUCGAUGCCAUAUGCCGCUCCAGCCCAGAGCUUGUCCCAGACCGCUCCCGCGACUUUUCCGUAUAUGUUCUUGACCCUCUCGAGUCAUCUAAUGUUCCCCCCUCUUCCCCACCUCAUCACCAGUCUGGCGGUGUGGCCAUCGGCCUCGGCCUCAUGUCCUGGACUCUCCAGGGCAACGACUCUGACGUGACGGUCACAGGCACUCUCAUUGGUGACGGGAUACGUGAAGAGGCCCUCGAAGUCAUAUUCGCUCUGCGUGAGACCACUCAUGCACCGAAACCCAAACAUAUCACAUGGUCCAACAUCAUCAGCCCCAAGUCUAAGCCACAGCCCAGCCGCAAAUCUGAGCCACGGUCUUCCCAGAAGUCAGAGGCGCAGCCUUCACUAUUUACCACAGCUCCUCUCAACCGGCCCGCCUUCAGCAGGUUAACAUCCGCUACAUCCUCCAGCUCGCUUCCAGCCGCGACCAACGCGCUCCAGGUCUCUGCCGUCGAAAGUGCGUCAACCGUCGCCGCCGCCGUCUCGCCAAUGUCCGCUGUGCCCGAUGCACCGACACCUCCGGACGCUCCCUUCCCGGCUCAGGCCCUGCAUGCGCUUUUCGCUGCCCUCGCCAGCCCGCACACAAACCCGGCACUCCUCGCCGCACUUUCCACCAUAGACGCCUCGGUAAACCCUCAGGACCCUUCCAUGUCUACCUCGUCGCAACCGAACCCCACACUUAUUGAGGCUCUUAGCAGACUCCUCUCGUCGACAUCAUCAAUUGCUCCCUCGGCCACGAGCACAUAUCCGCCUCAUUCAACUCCCUCAAGCACCCCCGCAAAGCUAUCCGAAGACGACGAUGUAAUCGUACUCGACAAGGAGAAUGUCGACCCGACCGCCUUCCGCCGCAAACGAGCGCUCACGCUCACCGACAAACAACCCCCACCCGGCCCCAUUCCUGCGCUCAGCUCUCCGUUGGCCCAUUACACACAUCACACCAGCAUCAACGGUGUCACAAACGUCCCCUUCAUCUCAGCCUCGCUACCGAUGCGCGCCCCGGGCGUCCCGUCUGGGCAGCGCAACCUGAAGCGCACGCUCAGCGAGGUCAUGGACGAGCGCGAGCGAGCCCGCGAAUCAGAGCAGCGCAAGCGUGUGCUGAGCAGCUGCGGCGGCGGGAACGGCGUCGUGCCUCCAGCAGUGUACUCGUCACCGGGAGAGCCUCUCUUAGCAGCGUACGGGCACGGCGCGAACGAGACGCACGCGAUGUCAGAUCCUGGAGUUGAGUUCAGCGCUGCUGCAUCGACGUUUACGUCGACCUCAUUACCUGCCUCGGAAUCGCGCUCGUCAAGUAGAUUCAAGCGGUCGCGCACGGAGACCGGCCCCUUGACCUCCCCCUCACGCUUGAUCAAGCGCUCUGCAACGGAUAACGCUGUGCCCCCGGCCCCACGCAAGCCGUACGUCGUCCCGGAGUGGGCGCGCACAACGACCGCGACGCGGCCACGGUUGGCCAGCGGUGCACUAGCAGACGAGAGCGUACGGCGGGAGGAAUCGACCAAGAGCCGAGCCAAGGGGAAGCGGAGGGCGAAGAAGGAGAGCCCCAAAGACAAGACUCCGGCGAAAGGGAAGGCGAAGGCGAAGACAGCAUCGGGCUCUUCGCCAGAUGGGGGCGCGCGGCAGAGACAUUCGGCGAGAAACAGUGAAGCGGCUUCGACGUCUGCGAGUACUCCGGCCGGCCGGGGGGCGGCCGCGAGAUCGGAGAGCAGCAAGGCGCAGAGCCAAGGGCCUCCUCCCCUCCCCGUCGUCGCCAUCGCGGACACCACGAUAUUCUCGCUCUUCACGGCACGACAGUCUGGACGGUCCACACUGUCCUCUCCAUCCUCCUCGACGCCCCUCCAUUCUCAUUUGGCCUUUCCCUCCCAGGCCUCCACGUCCACAACCGCGGCACCCGAGCCGCCAUCCACGCCGCGGCGCGUGAAACUAACGGGGACGGGUACGCCCUCCACCCCAGACGCGGACGAUAGGGAGAUGUUUGGCUCAUCGCUCUUUACACCCGAGCCCCCGCGCACACCCGCGAGACGGCGCUCAGGGACGACGCUGUUUUCGCCGCUCCGCCGGUGGCCGCAGACCCGGAGUAACGACGCGGAAGUGCAGGAGGAUCGGGACGCGCUGCCAGACCGCUCUGACAGGGAUGAUGAUCUCGACCUCCCCUCGAGCUCACUACCUGUUGCGAGCAGCGACGCGGACGUUGACCCUUGGCCGUCGGAUGAGGACCAUGACGGAGUGAAAGAUGAGACGGUGAUGCAUGCGAGGCCACGAAGGUGGACGGGCCUACCCCCAUCUUCACCACUGCCACCUUCUAGCCCAAUCCUUUCGCCGGAAGAUGACUGGAGGCUGGAGGAGGAGAACGAACUCGCCGCAGACCCCGAGGCAGAUGUGGACGCUGAGGCUGAGGGACCUACGGAGCAGCAUUCGCAAGCGCAACUGUCGCAGUACGCAGAAUUAACAUCACUGGACGAAACGCCGCAGUCUGAAGCACACGGGGACCCUACGUCACUCUUUACCUUCCCUUCUUCAACCGCAGAUCCUUUUUCGGACACAUCCCUCGGCCUUGAUUCCUUCUCUCUGUCGAGUACCGCCCAUGCACCUUUCUGCGACCCGGCGUUCGACUUCCCGGACAUAUUCUCAGAUGCACUCGACCCGCCGUCAUCAGCGUCAGCAGGGACCUCCACGUCCCAGCCCGCGGUAACGUCAGAACUGGACGCACUCUUCGCGGAUCCGGGGAUGCACAAUGGCCUUGUCGAUAUGGACUUUGGUGAGUUUUGGGAGAGCGUACGCCCGCUGAUGGACGCGGGACCCGGCGUGUCCCAGAUGCACGCAGGUACGACUGACACUACGGACACGCUCGGUGUGGAUGCACUUUCUGGAAGCAGCGGUGCUGCUGGUGAUGGGCUGCUUACGCCUCAAGACCAGUUUGAAGUGGGGGCCGAUCCUGCACGGCUGGCAGAAGAUAUGCAGUCGCUGUUUAGUGGUUGUUUGGUGUAG
Sparassis crispa is the source of this 3198-nucleotide messenger RNA. RefSeq lists its product as hypothetical. NCBI's taxonomy places the organism in Eukaryota, Fungi, Basidiomycota, Agaricomycetes, Polyporales, Sparassidaceae. The record is from RefSeq and is a predicted model, not a curated record. The coding region runs from base 1 to 3198 and encodes 1065 amino acids. The transcript has 4 exons.